Messenger RNA from Callorhinchus milii (elephant shark), 1459 nucleotides. RefSeq names its product mitochondrial ribosomal protein S31 (gene mrps31). The transcript is spliced from 7 exons. Bases 38 to 1210 code for a protein of 390 amino acids. Gene Ontology annotation, molecular function: structural constituent of ribosome. NCBI's taxonomy places the organism in Eukaryota, Metazoa, Chordata, Chondrichthyes, Chimaeriformes, Callorhinchidae. The record is from RefSeq and is a predicted model, not a curated record. Gene Ontology annotation, cellular component: mitochondrial small ribosomal subunit.
AGCCGGAGUGCGGCUCCGGGUGGUGCGCGCGGGAAAGAUGCUCAGGGCCGCGGGGUCCCGGGCUCAGCGCGGGGCCGCCGCCGCCCUCCAGGCCGCCGCACACCGCCUGCCAACCACUGCCAGGCCCCGGCCCGGGCCCGGGCCCGGCAACAGGACUUGCCAGAGAUGCAUCUUCACUGGCUCUGCUGUGCUCAAGGAUGGUGAUGAAUCCAAAUCUCCCGCUGCCCCCUCACUGCAGACAGAGACGGAAGAGGAGAAGAAAAAGUCAGCAUCGGGGAAGGCCAAUUUGUUGAACCUAAUCAGCGGCAUGAAAGUGGAAAUGAGCACCAAGAAAAGGUUCCAGGCCCUCAGAAUGCAAAAAGAAAAAGAGCAAACGAAAAAUCGGGCAGGGAGCAUGGAGAGUGCAACCAGCAUGUUUCAGAAAGCAACUGAGGAAAUCAGAAGUCAAAGCGAGGAGACACUAAAUCCAGACCUUGUUGCAGCUGCCUCAGCAGUUGCAUCUUCAAUGCCGUUUAAUAAGAAUCAGAUUGAGUCAGAACUGCUUACACAGCUCAGGAAGCACGAAUCAGUGACUGAAGCCCAGAGAAGUGGAGAUACCAGCAACAUUGGUGACAUUAUUUCGAGUAUGAAGGUUGGGAGACGCCACACUUCACGGGCGGGAUCAAGGUCCACUAAUCAAAUCUGCUUUGAUGAAGAUGGACAAGGAUAUGUUGCUGACAAAGGCGUCGCGAGUGAGUUUGAUGCAGUCAGGAAGAGCAGGAAUCUGUUUACAGGAAAGAGGAUAAAUAUUUUUCCUGUAUCCACUGGUGAACCAGAAACUCUACCACAAAUAGUGUCUCCUCCCUCACUGUGGGAUAUUGAGCUAGCUAACCGGUUAGCAGCUGCUACAGAACAAUUGCCACGAAAUGGGUUUGAAGAGAUGAUCCAGUGGACAAAGGAAGGAAAACUCUGGCAGUUUCCAAUUAACAAUGAGGCUGGUCUAGAGCAAGAGGAACGCGUGGAAUUCCAUGAGCAUGUUUUCCUGGAGAAACAUUUAGGGGGAUUCCCAGAUCGAGGAGCGAUCCGACAUUUUAUGGAACUAGUCAUCAACGGGCUGUCUAAGAAUCCAUAUAUAACAGUUCAGCAGAAGGUGGAACACAUAGAAUGGUUCUCUCAGUACUUCCAAGACAAAGAAGAGAUUUUGAAAGAAAGUGAAGCAUCUAUUAAUUGAAGUUAUUUGUUCAACAUUCAAAGCUUCAGAGAGUUUGAGACAACCGAGCUUCACACCAGGAAUAGUGUUUCCACUUUCAGUUAUGCAGAAAAGCCACAGGUUUAAGCUCUUGUCAUAAUUACCUGAUCUACUGUAAGCUGAUUUUCAGAACUCUGCUCUUCCCCAUGUUUUUAAAAUCUCAUCUGGGGAUAUGUACAUGAAACGUUCAUAAUGUACUUCCGGGAAAUUAAUCUUAAAUUGUUAACAUUG